AAAGAGGCUGCGGUGGCGGCUGACUUUCUGGCGCCGCUUUAAGGAACGGCCGUUUCCGUGAUUUCACCGGCAUUAGGAUUUUGUUUUUUUAAUAUCCAGACGACGACCCAAAAAUCGAUCGGAUCGAAAUAUGGAAGCGUUGAACGAGGAGGAAGAGUACAACUGGAGGGAAGUGAAGCUUCCGUCGCUGAUACCGGUGGUUCCGCCGCCUGAACUGGACAGGGAGACCGGAGAGCGGCGGAGAGGCCGCGACAUAAUCAUCGCCAUCGAUCAUGGCCCCAACAGUAAGCACGCCUUCGAUUGGGCCGUUGCUCAUCUCUGCCGUCUCGCAGAUACCAUUCAUCUCGUCCACGCCGUCUCCAACUUGAGAAAUGAGAUUGUCUACGAGAUGACCCAAGGGCUUAUGGAGAAGCUUUCUGUGGAGGCUUUUGAGGUUGCAAUGGUAAAGACACAGGCUAGGAUUGUGGAAGGAGAUGCCGGUAAGGCUAUAUGCAAGGAAGCAGAAAGGUUGAAGCCUGUAGCUGUGGUUAUGGGUACUAGAGGAAGAGGCUUAAUCCAAAGCGUCUUGCAAGGAAGUUUUAGCGAGUAUUGCUUUCGCAACUGUAAAGCAGCGCCUGUGAUUAUAGUGCCUGGAAAAGAUGCUGGAGAUGAAUCAGUGCUUUAGAGGACCCGACUUUCAAAGUCCCAACACACGAUUCCGUGAUCGAUGAGAUGAAUCGUGUGUGCGUGUGUAUACAUGGAGUGAUGGAAGAUUUAUCAAUGUAUUAGUGCAUCAUUGUGUGUAUGGUAAUAUGGUUUUAUACGUGUCAUAUAAUGUAUCUAUUCGAUUAAGAUUGUUUCUUUCAACCACUGAACUCUGUGCAGUUUUUAUCGUGUUUGCAUGUUUUAUUCUACGAAUUUUCUCUUGUAAACAAAAUCUCCGAAUGUGUGCAUAUAUAUUUUGUUAUGAAUACAACUAAUCAUUACUCUGUAUAAAUUUUUUAUCCUCAAACAAGGAUGUCAUUAAUUGUACUCCUAAUAAUUAGCUAUCAACGAAUAAAUUUAAAGGAAUGAU
This is a messenger RNA of Cuscuta campestris, 1054 nucleotides long. NCBI's taxonomy places the organism in Eukaryota, Viridiplantae, Streptophyta, Magnoliopsida, Solanales, Convolvulaceae. The record is from the annotation of a GenBank genome assembly.